AUGCCUCACGAUGACCCCCGAGUGGAGUGGAUUAAAAACGCAGUAUGUGUGAUGUUUGACUUGCCUGAUUCAGGCUGCUUUGAGGAGUUACUCAGUCGCGGUGAUGGAGAGGAAGAGCAGAAAAUCAUACACUUUUUAAACGUAGUCACGGGGGAAGAGGCGCCCUCAGCGCUGUUUUUCUUCAAGAAUAUACGAGAAGAAGAGGUUGAAGUGGAAAUUCAUGUUGGUGAAUUUAAAUUGCACAUUCCAGACAUGGAUUUGGAGGGUGGAGUGGAGGUGCUCUUGUCUAAUCCAGGCAUGGUGGAGAAACUAGAGCAGUGUGUGAUGAAUUGGCACACACAAAUCACAAUUGUCAUUGAAGAGCAGAAAAGAAAGAAACCACAGGGACCCGGUCCUUUGGCAGAAAUUGAGUUUUGGCGUGAACGUGUUGCUGUCUUCAGUAGUUUGAGUGAGCAGCUGAACCUGCAAGUGGUGAAGAAGAUUCUGGACGUGAUGACCCGUGCCGACUCAUUCAUAAUGCAGGAACUGGAAAAGACCACGGCUGAGCUUAGCAAAUACCAUGAGGAGUCUGUCAAUAAUGUACAAUUCCUCACCACAAUGGAGAGACACUUCAGGAACCUUGUCACAGGACUGGAUUUCAAAGUGGUCUUGGACACUAUUCCUGAACUGAUGAACGGGCUGCGUAUGAUCUGGAUAUUAUCCAGGCAUUACAACACAGAUGAGCGUUUGGAAUCUCUGAUGGAACGCAUUGCCUGGGAACUGUCUGAACGGGUUGCAAGAGUCGUGAAUGUCCGUGUUCUGUUUAAAGACAAGAGGGUAGUGGCCAAAGCCAAGGCUCAGGAUGGAAAGCAAGUCCUGGAUCAGUGGAAGGCCAGUUAUUUUGAGGUCCGUGCACGGAUUGAGAAAUCAGACCGAGAUCCCCGCUGGGAAUUUGAUCGCAAAAAACUGUUUGAAAAAACAGACUAUAUGGCUUCAAUCUGUCAAGACUUGUAUAACAUCUUGCAGACUCUGGAUGAGUUCUACAUUAUUUUUGGACCGGAGUUAAAAGCAGUGACGGGUGAUCCAAAGCGAAUAGAUGAGGUUUUACACCGUGUAAACUGCCUCGUCGAACCCAUUGAGGAAGUUUCCUUUGACCCUUUUGACAUCCGCAAAAUGAGCAGUUGGAAAAUGGUCAUGCAAGAAUUUAGAACGGAAGUUCAGGCAAUUGAAAGAGAAGCUAUCAAUUUCAUCAAUUACUCCUUCAAGACGCUGCGUUCCUCAUCGGCAGCCUUUGACCUGCUGCUGAAAUUUAAACACAUCCGCUCCAGAGAUGCCAUCAACAAUCAGUUGAUGAAGAAGUUUAAUGAUAUUCUUGCUCAGUACUGCAAAGAGAUGGACCUUCUAAAUGACCUAUUCAUGAAGCUCAAAGAUAGUCCACCUCUCAAUAAGAAUAAUCCUCCUGUGGCAGGAGCCAUUAUUUGGGAGCGUUUCCUGCUAGACCGCAUGAGGUACCCCAUUAGACGUUUCAAGGAGGCACGUGAGAUGAUGGACAGUGAAGAGGGCAAAGCAGUGGUAUCCAAAUUCUUAGAGGUGGCUAUGCGUAUGAGGGACUAUGAAGUGGAGCUGUUUAACCAAUGGAAAGCAGAGACUAAUCAGACUCUGUCCCUCCUGAUGAAGAGAAGUGUGCUGAUCAUGGCUGCUCAGGGGUCAGAGAAGGCUGUGGAAAAGGAUGUGUGCUACUCUGUCAAUUUUGCCCCUGAACUGCAGGAGAUCAUAUCUGAGACCAAGUAUCUGGAUCACUUGGGCAUCUUAACACCAAGUGAGGCACAAAAUGUUGCUCUGCAGGAAGACAAGUUUCUGAGGCACAUAAAAGGACUGAACAAGUUAGUAAACCGUUACCAUUCUCUGAUGGACAAUCUAAAUGAUGCUGAGUUCUCACUAAUGGCUGAUCAGGUGCAGGAACUGAGGCGAGAGCUAAGCUUUGGGUGCAGAAGAGUCAACUGGAAUUUUCUAGGUAUACCACAAUUCGUCCAACGUGGAAACCAGGCCACUUCAAAAUUUGAGUCCCUUGUGAACCAAAUUCAGAAGAAUGAACGAGACAUUGACGAUAAACUUAAAUCCAUUGAAUUGGCAAACCUUUUCAAAUUUCCAAUGGCAGAUAAAAAUGGAUACCUACCAGGAAUUAAGGAGUUCUGUGACUUCAUUGAGUGUGAGAGGGCAAAAGCAAUGAACCUUCUUGUAAAUAAGUAUGCAGCUAUCAGUCCACUCCUCACCAAGAUAGAGAGUCUGAUUAUGGGAACCAGCACUGGCAAAUCCAAACGCAUGGCUCAAUUCUACGCUUAUUGGGAGCACAAGAUCUUUGAUUCACUUCGCAAGAUGGUGCUUCACAAUAUUCAAGCUUUUAACACCGCACUGAUGGGCACUACUCCACUCUUCCAAAUCGACACCAUCCUAGCUGCACCUGAGAUUGCUUUGCUUCCCAAGAGCAGUGAGGUGUACAAGCUCAUUAGACAGUGUGUCGGUGACUGUGUGGAGAGCACCAGGCUGUUUGUUCGCUGGAUGCAUGGCAGUUGUAUCCAAUGCCCUCCACAGCAUGUGGAUGGUGAAGACAAACCAUUCAUCUUCACUUUUUACAGUGAAGUAUGCCAGCUUCCACAGAUAAAUGAGCAAGCCACAGCCAUCUCCCAGACAAUGCAGCGUCUCCUUAAUGGAAUCAGUGCCUACCUCAAAACCUGGAUGAGCUAUCGCUCUCUCUGGAAACUCGACAAGGCUAUUGUUAUGGAGAAGUUUGCAGCCAAGAAGCCCUCAUGUGUGAUGUAUGAUGAGAAGUUUCAGUUUUAUGUCAGGGUCAGCAAUGAGGUGGCAAAGCAGCCCUUGGUGAAGCAUGAACACAUAAUCAGACUGAACCUGGAGCCACUGGCCCGUGCCGUCCAGGAGAAUGCUCAAGCAUGGGUCACUUCUCUUGGCAGGCUGCUCAAUGACUCGGCCCGAGAGGAGCUUUUCAACUUGCGCAAUGAGCUGUUGAUAUUGUCAGAUAAUUUGAAGAGGAGCCCCAAUAACUUGGAGGACCUGAAAUUUGUUCUGGGCACAAUUACAGACAUUAGAGAUAUGUCUCUCUCAGUGGAGAUGAGAAUCAGUGAUAUUCAAGAGAGAUACAGGACUCUGAGCAUGUACAAUGUGGAGACUACAGAGGAGGAGGUCUCGUUUAAAUGA
Molecule: messenger RNA, 3192 nt
Organism: Sinocyclocheilus grahami
Lineage: Eukaryota; Metazoa; Chordata; Actinopteri; Cypriniformes; Cyprinidae
Product: dynein heavy chain 10, axonemal-like
Exons: 17
Coding region: 1-3192 (1063 amino acids)
Biological process (GO): microtubule-based movement
Cellular component (GO): dynein complex
Molecular function (GO): dynein intermediate chain binding; dynein light intermediate chain binding
Source: RefSeq, a predicted model, not a curated record